Adelges cooleyi (spruce gall adelgid) is the source of this 2285-nucleotide messenger RNA. RefSeq names its product cytochrome P450 6k1-like. The transcript is spliced from 8 exons. Bases 517 to 2064 code for a protein of 515 amino acids. Gene Ontology annotation, molecular function: oxidoreductase activity, acting on paired donors, with incorporation or reduction of molecular oxygen; iron ion binding; heme binding. The record is from RefSeq and is a predicted model, not a curated record. Lineage: Eukaryota; Metazoa; Arthropoda; Insecta; Hemiptera; Adelgidae.
UACUCCAUUGGUCAUCUCGUAAUAUUUUUAUUUUGAACCAAUUAUAAUAAUUAAUAAUUCUAUUUAUUCCUUCUAAACUCCAAUUGUGAUUACUGAAUCUGCUGAAUCGUCUUACUUGUUCCCAGGAAGUGAGCUGUUUUGUGAGAACUGAGAUAAUAACAUUUACAACACCUAUGUACAAAUUACUGUGUUGUUAUCUCGGUAGAAUAUUAUGAUGGUGGUCUAAUCACUAAUCGUUAUUAUUAUUUUUUCAUUUUCUAUUCUCGAUUCUUCUGUAGUUUUUGUCGUUAUGUACGAUCACCAACGACAAUGUAAUAAUAUAGCUGUUCGACUUGACGAGACGAUGCUAAAUCGUUGCGAUAAAUUUGAAUGUCUAUCAUUACUUAACAGAUAAUCGACUAAUCUGGUGUAAUUAUUGUACAAAACGUUCUAGUUCGCUGUUAGUUCAUGUUCUACGAAAGACAACAAAAAAAACUACUCAACAGUUAUUAAAACGACAAUUUUCAAAAAAACAAAAUGAUUUCAAUCGAAACAAUAUUGUUGUCUAUUACGACAGCAAUUAUUACGCUGUUUGUUGGUAUUUAUUUAUACUAUAAAAAUAUAUACAACUACUGGAAAAAAAUAGGAGUUUACCAUAUUGAGCCAGAAUUUUUUUUUGGUAAUGCCAAGGAGCGAGUAAUGUUUAAAAAAUCAUUUCACGAGUUCCACAGAGAUAUGUAUUUUAAGUUUAAAGGUCACAGAUAUGCAGGAUACUAUCUUGGUCGACGAGCUUCGCUAGUGGUUAUAGAUCCUGAAAUAAUAAAGUGUGUUAUGAUAAAAGAUUUCAAUCAUUUCACGGAUCGUCAAACAGCUCGAUUUCGUACAUCCGAGUAUAUCACUCAGAUGUUGAUAAACUUAAAAGGAGCAAAAUGGAAAAGAAUGAGACACUUGUUGACCCCAGCAUUUACCUCGGGUAAAUUAAAAACAAUGGAACACCUUGUAGAGGAUUGUUGUAAUAAUAUGAGAGAGUUUCUAAACGAUAAAACUGAGGAUGGAGCUAAACCAUUUGAUUUAGAAAUGAAGGACUUUUUUGGUAAAUUCACAUUGGAUGUCAUUGCUACUUGUGCAUUUGGUGUCGAAUCCAAUUCAUUAACAGAUGUAUCGGGCGGUUUUGCUAGUCGAGUGUCAAACUUUGCCAGUUUAAGCAUCUUUAAACGUUUGUCUCUAUACAUUAUAUUGCUGUUUUUACCUGGAAUUGCACGAUUUGUACCAUUGUCAUUCUUUAACAUGGAAGUCAUUUACUUUUGUGCUAACGUAAUAAAAGACGCCAAACAUUAUAGACAUACAACUGGACAAAAGCGAAACGAUUUCUUGCAGUUAUUAUUAGAUGGUGAGAAGGAUUUGAAUAAAAAUGAUGAAAGUAAAUUGAAAGAAGAUGUGCUAACUGAGCCCCAAGUGAUAGCACAGUCUGUACUGUUUCUCAUAGCUGGAUUUGAAACGUCUAGUACACUAAUGGCAUUCACUUGCUACGAGAUGGCACUGAAUCCAACUAUUCAAACUGAACUCAGGGAAGAAAUCCUGAGAGUGUUAAAGAAAUAUGAUGGCAUAUGUACUCAUGACGCUAUACAAGAGAUGCAUUUGUUGGACAUGGUACUGUAUGAAACACUUAGAAAACAUCCGCCCGUCGCUCAACUGGAACGAGUGUGUACUCAAGACUACACAAUUCCAGAUUCUGAUUUGCACAUUAAAGCUGGUAUGACUGUGCAGAUACCUGUUGUGGGAUUACAUUAUGAUCCAGAUUAUUACCCAGAUCCACAUAAAUUUGAUCCCAGUCGGUUUACUCAAGAGGAAAAAGCAAAACGGUCUCAGUAUGUUUACUUACCCUUUGGCACUGGUCCCAGAAACUGUAUUGGUCUGCGAUUCGCUUUGAUGAGCACCAAACGAGGAAUGGUACACCUCCUUAAAGAUUUUUUGAUUGAAAUCAAUGAUAGAACUACAAUUCCAUACGAGUACAGUAAACACUCAAUGUUGCUGAAGGCCAAGGAUGGCGUCUGGCUUUCUGCCAAAAAACUGAAUACAUCGUAACAUUGUAAGGGCCUACUACUUAUCACCUGAAGUACCUACUACUAUCCUGUAGUAUUAUUAUAGGUAUAGCAAUAAAAAUACACCGAAUAUAUUUUGUAACAAAUUUUUAUUCUUUUUUAUCUGUUUUUUUUUUUUAUAAUUAUUAUUAUUCAUUGUAAAUUAUUGUGAUUUACAAUAAAAUAUUUUGUUUGUAUCACAAUAAUCUACUUGCAUAAAUAUAA